Tricharina praecox is the source of this 1757-nucleotide messenger RNA. RefSeq names its product acyl-CoA N-acyltransferase. NCBI's taxonomy places the organism in Eukaryota, Fungi, Ascomycota, Pezizomycetes, Pezizales, Pyronemataceae. The transcript is spliced from 3 exons. Bases 359 to 1450 code for a protein of 363 amino acids. Gene Ontology annotation, biological process: siderophore biosynthetic process. The record is from RefSeq and is a predicted model, not a curated record.
AAAUCUUUCGCCAAAUAAAUUGGGAUCCGUCAUUUGAACAUUUUGAAAACCCAUAGUUACUCUAGAGGUCUGUAGAAGAUGGAAGGGUUCGGCUAUGUACCCUCCCCACAAAUCUCUGUCCCUGCCGCCUAGCUGAUGUGCAUUAUCACUUCAUGCGACACGUUCAGCGCUCGCAUUAAAUUUUCCAAUCCUUCCAAGGCCGUCCAGCUGUCACGUGACACAAACGGAUGGUCCCCUCCUCGGUUCUGGAUCCUUACCGUUCUCUUAUUCGGUAGAUACUCAAUUCCCCUGCGCACGUCGUCGUCAGCGAUCAACACGCAGUCCACUCGGGGGAGAUAUUCGCUCCACGUCCUACACGAUGGCCCUUAACACGCUCUUUCUCUCGGACAGCAGCCAAAUCUCGACGGUGUCGCCGGUUCCCAACAUCACGGGCAGGACCUUUUUUUCGCACCUACACCCGCCGACGCGCCAGAACUACAGCAAAUGGACCGUGAACCUCAGCUCGUCGUUCGCGAGUCCGCCCUCGCUCACUACCGACAUGCUCACCAUCACCGACGCGAUGACGUCGGACGGCGCCCCGCACCCGGACCCGGUGUUUGUCCUGUACGCGACGCUGAACUGGUACUUCCACCUGCCGACGCCGACGAACCCGCCGGCGAUCCCGGGCGCGCCGCGGAAGGAGUGGUCAGUGAACCUCGACCGCGUCGGGCUGUUCGCACGCGAGGAAGCCCUGGCCGCCGCCGAGCAGGCGGGCUUGAUCCUGCUGUUUGAUAGCUCCAUUCCCGACGGCCCCGUUGUAUACACCAUCUCGGCGUUUGGCGUGCGCCACCCGAUACGCCCGCGUCCCGCGCGCCUCCUGUAUAGACGCCACGUGCCGAGCUUGAACGCGGUGCUGACGUUCCGGCUUGCGCGGCUAGACGAUGCCCCCCUGGUCAACAAGUGGAUGAAUACCCCGCGUGUAUCGGCCUUCUGGGGCGAGUCCGGGCCGAUCGCGAAAACGGCGGAUUUCUUAAGGCAGAAUCUGGAGAAACGGCAUUCGUUCCCCGUGAUUGGGAGCUGGGAGGAAGUCGUCGUCAGGGAUGGACGGGUGAUGGAGGGUGGUGUCGAGGAGCCAUUCGGAUACUUCGAGAUCUAUUGGGUAAAAGAGGAUCGCCUGGGCCAGCUCUGCGAAGCACAGGACUGGGAGAGGGGGUUACACGUGCUUGUCGGAGAGCAGAAGUUCCGGGGCGCGCAGAGGGUCAGGGGAUGGCUGGGGGGGCUCUGCCAUUACUGCUUCUGCGACGAUCCGAGGACGAUGAGGCUAAGCUUGGAACCGCGAGUCGACAAUGCCAGAUUUAUCGGCUAUCUCCAGCAAGAAGGUUUCGCCAAGGAGAGGGAGGUGACUUUUCCGCACAAGCAGUCGGCAUUGAUGAGGUUGACUCGCGAGGCAUGGGACGGACCUUCUGCCUGAGCUGUGCGCGCCGGGAGUUUGUUGAUAACCUAGUACAUAGAAGGGUACUACCAUUUGCUUGCCUACUUGGCGGCGUUUUUGGUGCAUUGACGAAAAGCGGAAGUUGUUACCCUAUUUGCUUGAACCCGUCGGAAGGAAGUAGCCAUCGGUGAAUACUUGUGCUCAAGGACUUUAAUUUUCCUCUCUGAUUGCUUCUUCGCUUGAUUCUUCGCUUGUUUGCUUGUUGCUUCUUUGUGAUGGUCGGGAACCCGAAUCACGUCCACUUUCUGUCAAUUCACAUUGUAACGAUGAAUUACCACGCCAUUCC